Molecule: messenger RNA, 1916 nt
Organism: Betta splendens (Siamese fighting fish)
Lineage: Eukaryota; Metazoa; Chordata; Actinopteri; Anabantiformes; Osphronemidae
Product: cyclin-G2-like
Exons: 7
Coding region: 172-1266 (364 amino acids)
Biological process (GO): mitotic cell cycle phase transition; regulation of cyclin-dependent protein serine/threonine kinase activity
Cellular component (GO): nucleus; cytoplasm; cyclin-dependent protein kinase holoenzyme complex
Molecular function (GO): cyclin-dependent protein serine/threonine kinase regulator activity
Source: RefSeq, a predicted model, not a curated record
AGUGUUUAGUUGGUGUAGGGCGGACCCUCUCUUUGCAGUAAGGGUCAAGGAUAUUGUUUUUCACAGUUUCAGAUCAUAUUCGCAAUCAAAAAGAACAACAUGAAGUUAUGAGAAGCGUAGCUAAGCUGCAGCGCUCUUAUCAUCCAGCAGAUCGACAGCUUCUGGGCGAGGAUGAGGGAUCUUCAAGUCAUUGACAGUCUGCUCUUGAAAGAGUUGAAGUCAUGUUGUGCAAAAGAGUACAACUUUCUUCCCAGAGAGACAGGCCUUAAGCUGAUAGAGUCGGCUUCUGCAGAGAACCACAGUGGAGUGUCUGCGAAAAGCCGCGAUUCAAGAGUGGAGGAGCUGUGGGGCCUGACCAGCUUCUUUGGCUACAGCACCCAGACCUUUGUUCAAGCUGUGAAUUUGCUCGACAGAUUUCUCACCAUUAUGAAGGUGCAGCCCAAACACUUGCCCUGUAUUGGAGUUGGCUGUCUUCACAUUGCAGCUAAAAUGGUUGAAGAUGAGACCAAUGUGUCACCGACCCAAGAACUCAUUAGAAUCAGCCAAAGCAGGUUCACUGUGUCCGACCUCUGUCGUAUGGAGAAGAUCAUUUCGGAGAAGCUCAACGUGGAGCCUGAGGCAGUGACAGCCUUAACCUUCCUACGCCUCUACUACUCAGCCUUCACAUCCUCGUCCGUUGGAAGGGAGGACCUCCCAAGCAUUGGGAGACUGGAAGCCCAGCUAAAAGCCUGCUUAUGCCGGCUUGUUUUCUCUAAGGCAAAAGUAAGACUUGUUCCCAGGUGGCAAUUUCACAGCAUAAAAGCGAUUACUUUGAAUCUCGGAACUAAUCAGAAUUUUGUUUUUUCCCCUUUGCAGCCAUCAGUGUUGGCCCUGUCUCUGAUUGCUCAGGAGUUUGAUGCUCUCCAAUCCACCUGCAUGUUGAAGAUUGUCCAGCAAUUCCAAAGACAUCUAAAGAUCAGUGACGGCGAGCUGCUCCACUGGAAGGAGCUGGUGGCAAAGUGUAUGACAGAGUAUCGCUCAAGUGAAUGCAACAAACCAGACAACAAAAAGCUUGUCUGGAUCGUGUCCAGGAGAACAGCACAGAAUCUCCAAGCCAACCACUUCAGUAUUCCUGGUCUGCCAACGAUUCCUGAGGACAGCUGGAAUGAGAGUGAUAGCGAGGACUCCUGUGAGGACAUGUGCUGCGGAGAGACGCCGUGUGGUUCACCUGGCAGUGACGGAGAAGGAGCCUUUUUCCCCACCACCUUUCUCAGCUGCAGAAAGUGACAUGUGUUCAUUGUGCAGUAGUGACUGAUGUGUAUUUGUCUCCCAAAUUGUAACUACUCUUCACUUGUGUGGUACCACGUGCUCUUUAGGUAUACCGAGUGACAGGUUCCAAUUGUUAAGUGCCUGUGUUCAUUUAUUUUAAUGUGUGUUCUUCAAUAUCAAAUGAAAACAUAUCAUAAUAGAGCAAAAGUUUAAAAUUGCAAUAUCAUGGCAGCUUGAUGAAGAGUCAUCUGAAUGUCCUUUUUAACAGACGUUCUCUCUUUUGUGUCCAAGCUUGACACAUUCCAGGAAAAAUAGUGACGCACAAAGAAGAACUGGAUGUGCACUCACUGUUGAAUACCAGCUAACAAACCAGCACAUCCUCAGUCUUUUUAUAUAACAAUUUUAUACUCAUGUUUACCGUAUUCUGCACAUGUAUGUUUAUGUACAAACAUUUGUAAACUUAAUGUGACAUAUAUGACAUGUUAGUGUGAACUGUAUAUGCAUGAAAACAUGUGAUUGUGAUGUUACUGUUUACCAAGAUAAGCUAACUGUAAAAAGCAAAAAAAUGUACAUAACAUGUUUAAAAAGGAAAGAUAAAAAUUUAAUGUUACAUAUGUUGAAAGGGUCAGAAAUCACCCAUGCAAAUAAAAAUACUUUUUAUCUAUGAA